Messenger RNA from Colletotrichum spaethianum, 720 nucleotides. Its product is annotated as 40S ribosomal protein S6-B. The transcript is spliced from 5 exons. Bases 1 to 720 code for a protein of 239 amino acids. Gene Ontology annotation, molecular function: structural constituent of ribosome. Gene Ontology annotation, cellular component: ribosome. The record is from RefSeq and is a predicted model, not a curated record. Lineage: Eukaryota; Fungi; Ascomycota; Sordariomycetes; Glomerellales; Glomerellaceae. Gene Ontology annotation, biological process: translation.
AUGAAGUUGAACAUCUCCUACCCUGCCAAUGGCAGCCAGAAGCUCAUCGACAUUGAGGAUGAGCGCAAGCUCCGUGUCUUCAUGGAGAAGCGCAUGGGCGCUGAGGUCCCCGGUGACUCUGUCGGCGACGAGUUCAAGGGCUACAUCUUCCGCAUCACCGGCGGCAACGACAAGCAGGGUUUCCCUAUGAAGCAGGGUGUCAUGCACCCUACCCGUGUCCGCCUCCUCCUCGCCGAGGGUCACUCUUGCUACCGCCCCCGCCGCACCGGCGAGCGCAAGCGCAAGUCCGUCCGUGGCUGCAUCGUCGGCAUGGACCUCUCCGUCCUCGCUCUCUCCAUCGUCAAGCAGGGCGACAACGACAUCCCCGGCCUCACCGACGUCGUCCACCCCAAGCGCCUCGGCCCCAAGCGCGCCACCAAGAUCCGCAAGUUCUUCGGCCUCACCAAGGAUGACGAUGUCCGCAAGUACGUCAUUCGCCGCGAGGUCCAGCCCAAGGGUGAGGGCAAGAAGCCUUACACCAAGGCUCCCAAGAUCCAGAGACUCGUUACCCCCCAGCGUCUCCAGCACAAGCGCCACCGCAUUGCCCUCAAGCGCCGCCAGGCCGAGAAGGUCAAGGACGAGGCCAACGAGUACGCCCAGAUCCUCGCCAAGCGCGUUGCCGAGCGCAAGACCGAGAAGGCCGAGCUCCGCAAGCGCCGUGCCUCCUCCAUGCGCAAGUAA